Messenger RNA from Cyprinodon tularosa, 2644 nucleotides. RefSeq names its product minichromosome maintenance complex component 3 (gene mcm3). Gene Ontology annotation, biological process: DNA strand elongation involved in DNA replication; double-strand break repair via break-induced replication; mitotic DNA replication initiation. NCBI's taxonomy places the organism in Eukaryota, Metazoa, Chordata, Actinopteri, Cyprinodontiformes, Cyprinodontidae. The record is from RefSeq and is a predicted model, not a curated record. Gene Ontology annotation, cellular component: MCM complex; nucleus. The coding region runs from base 89 to 2533 and encodes 814 amino acids. The transcript is spliced from 17 exons. Gene Ontology annotation, molecular function: ATP binding; ATP hydrolysis activity; single-stranded DNA binding.
AAACUCGCUCAGUCUGUGGUGAGGCGAUCCAGCAGCAGGCAAAGCUCUCCUUAAGCUGUUUGAGAAGAAAUUCAUUUAUCAGAGGAAAAUGGCCACCGACGUCGUAGAUGACCGGGAAAUGAGGGAGGCUCAGAGAGACUACCUGGACUUUCUGGACGACGAUCAAGACCAGGGAAUUUACCAAAGCAAAGUCCGGGAUAUGAUCGGUGAGAAUAAAGCUCGACUCAUCGUGAACAUCAACGACCUGAGAAGGCGCAACGAGGCCCGGGCUGCAAAACUGAUGAACAAUGCGUUCGAGGAGCUGCUGGCGUUCCAGCGGGCGCUGAAGGACCUGGUGGCCUCGGUGGACGGUACCUACGCCAAGCAGCAUGAGGAGUUCUUCAUCGGCCUGGAGGGCAGCUUCGGCUCUAAGCACGUCUCCCCUCGGACCCUGACCUCCCGCCUGCUGGGCAGCAUGGUGUGCGUGGAGGGCAUCAUCACAAAGUGUUCCCUGGUCCGUCCCAAAGUAGUGCGCAGCGUUCACUACUGUCCCGCCACCAAGAAGACGAUGGAGAGGAAGUACACAGACAUGACCUCCCUGGACGCCUUCCCCUCUAGCGCCAUUUAUCCCACUAAGGACGAGGAGAACAACCCUCUGGAGACAGAGUUCGGUCUGUCCAUCUACAAGGACCACCAGACCAUCACGGUGCAGGAGAUGCCAGAGAAGGCCCCUGCUGGCCAGCUGCCCCGCUCUGUGGACAUCAUCCUGGAUAACGAUCUGGUGGACGUGGUCAAACCUGGAGACAGAGUUCAGGUGGUUGGGACGUACCGCUGCCUGCCUGGGAAGAAGGGAGGGUUUACCUCCGGCACCUUCAGGACCAUCAUGAUAGCGUGCCAUGUGAAGCAAAUGAGCAAAGAAGUGUCUCGCACCUUCUCUGCAGACGAUGUGGCUAAAAUCAGGAACUUCAGUCGGAUUCACUCUGUAAAAGUGUUUGACCAGCUGGCCCGCUCGCUGGCUCCCAGCAUCCACGGCCAUGAAUACAUCAAGAAGGCCAUCCUCUGCAUGCUGCUGGGCGGAGUGGAGAAGGUCCUGGAGAACGGCACCCGCAUCAGAGGAGACAUCAACGUCCUGCUCAUCGGCGACCCUUCGGUGGCUAAGUCCCAGCUGCUGCGUUACGUGCUCCACACGGCGCCCAGGGCCAUCCCCACCACUGGCCGCGGCUCCUCUGGCGUGGGUCUGACCGCUGCCGUCACCACAGACCAGGAGACCGGAGAGCGCCGCCUAGAGGCCGGCGCCAUGGUGCUUGCCGACCGCGGCGUUGUGUGCAUUGAUGAGUUUGACAAGAUGUCUGACAUGGACCGCACAGCCAUCCACGAGGUAAUGGAGCAGGGCCGCGUCACCAUCGCCAAGGCGGGGAUCCACGCCCGCCUCAAUGCCCGCUGCUCCGUACUGGCGGCGGCCAACCCGGUUUACGGAAGGUACGACCAGUACAAAACCCCCAUGGAGAACAUCGGCCUGCAGGACUCUCUGCUGUCCCGAUUCGACCUGCUCUUCAUCAUGCUGGACCAGAUGGACCCCGAACACGACCGGGAGAUCUCCGACCACGUGCUGCGGAUGCAUCGCUACAGGGACCCCCGCGAGCAGGACGGAGCAGCCAUGCCUCUGGGCGGGUCGGUGGACGUGCUGGCCACAGAGGACCCGGACGCCGCAGCGGAGGAUCAUGAAGAGCUGCAGAUUUAUGAGAAACACAACAACCUGCUGCACGGGAGCAGGAAGAAGAAGGACAAGAUUUUAAGUAAGGAGUUCAUGAGGAAGUACAUCCACAUCGCUAAGAUGAUCACCCCCGUGCUGACAGAGGAAGCAGCCAAUCACAUCGCAGAGGAGUACUCCAGGCUGAGGAGCCAGGAGCAGGUGGCGGCCGACAUCGCCAGGACCUCUCCAGUGACGGCCCGUACUCUGGAGACGCUGAUCCGCCUCUCCACGGCGCACGCCAAGGCCCGCAUGAGCAAGGCCGUGGAGCUGGAGGACACGGAGGUCGCCGUGGAGCUGGUCCAGUUCGCCUACUUCAAAAAGGUCCUGGAGAAGGAGAAGAAGCGCACGAGGCAGGAGCGCGACUCCGAUUCAGAGGAGGAGGACGAGCAGGAGGCGCCUGCCAGCCAGCGCCCACAGAGAACCCGCAAGAGGGGGCGGCAUGCCUCUCAGGGCAGCGAACCUCGCAGCCCAUAUGACUUCAGCGAAGAGCAGGAUGUCCCUGAUAUUCAGUCCGGCACCUCGAAACCAGCCAGGGCCCGGCAGGAGGAGGAGCCUAUGGAGGCGACAGCGCAGGCUGAUGCCGCCGAGCUUUCGGUUGAGAGGCUGAAGGAGUUCAAGUCGUCCCUGUUCGCCGUCUUCCAGUCGGCGCACGCCCAGUCGGUGAAGAUGACGAAGCUGAUGGACGAAGUCAACAAGGAGCGGGAGAGUCGGUUCUCUGAGGCCGAGGUGCGCGGCGCCCUGGCCCGAAUGCAGGACGAUAACCAGGUCAUGGUGGCCGAUGACAUCGUCUUCCUCAUCUGAAAGGAAGAGGCAUUUACGCGUGAAGACAUUAUGGGAUGUCUUCUUCUGUUAUAAAUCUGUAAAUAGUUAACAUGUUUUCUGUUAUAAAGAAUAAAGAAAUGUUUUGGUGAA